AUGUUCGUCUGUACUACUACCCCCCGUCUCUCUCUCUCUCUCUUUCUCUCUCUCUCUUUCUCUCUCUCUCUUUCUCGGUGUGUAUCUCUCUGUUUCUCAUUCUCUCUAUAUAUACGCCUAUUAAUGUCGCUUUCUGUAUCUCAACAUACGUAUCUCUCUCUAUGCAUCUCCCUAUCUAUCUGCGCACUUAUCUCUCUCUCUCUCUCUCUCUCUCUCUGUAUGUCUAUUUAUGUCGCUAUUUCUCAAUUUGCGUCUCUCUAUAUACAUCUUUCUAUCUAUGUGUGUGUUUCUCUUUCUCUUUUUCUGUUCCUCUCUCUCUCUUUUUAUGUCUCAAUAUGCAUCUAUCUAUCUAUCUAUCUAUCUAUCUAUCUAUCUAUCUAUCUAUCUAUCUAUCUAUCUAUCUCCGCUUCUUCAUUAUCUAUCUAUCUAUCUAUCUAUCUAUCUAUCUAUCUAUCUAUCUAUCUAUCUAUCUAUCACUCUGUAUGUCUCUAUGUUUCCCUCUUUUUUUCUCUCACUUACAUGAAGAACAAACAGAUGUGUUUCUCUACAUCAUGUUUGCUUUCUUCUACCAAAGGGGUUAUAAAGUUUCACAAUAUGCGUUUUUUUUUCUUCUUUCCUUGGUGUCCCCCUUUUUUCUCGUCUCUACCCACACCCGUAGAAGUUUCUAGUCUCUAG
This is a messenger RNA of Acanthosepion pharaonis, 675 nucleotides long. The record is from the annotation of a GenBank genome assembly. NCBI's taxonomy places the organism in Eukaryota, Metazoa, Mollusca, Cephalopoda, Sepiida, Sepiidae.